Molecule: messenger RNA, 11198 nt
Organism: Megalops cyprinoides (Indo-Pacific tarpon)
Lineage: Eukaryota; Metazoa; Chordata; Actinopteri; Elopiformes; Megalopidae
Gene: obsl1b
Product: obscurin like cytoskeletal adaptor 1b
Exons: 35
Coding region: 469-9498 (3009 amino acids)
Molecular function (GO): protein binding
Source: RefSeq, a predicted model, not a curated record
UGCAAAAGCAUUUAACGGUCUUCCAUGAACAAUGACACUCAGGGUGUCUCAGGACUGAGUGCCACAGAGAUCGCGGGACAAACCUGCCUUGUGCUCAAGGGGCUAAAGCGUAACAGAGAAAACGCCAAUAUCUCAGAGCAGGACACGGGAGCGCGCACUGGCCUCAGAAAUGGACAGACAGAAGGUGGAGGCAAACUGACACAGGGAGGCACACGGUUUUUAUUCUGAAACUCAAAGGAUUACUGCUGUGAAGAGGACGAGCCUCCGGGAGGGCAUACUGGGAAGCAGGACAGAGGGGAGUGUGGCAGAGGCGGGAGAGGAGUGCAGAGAGGGGAAUGUACGCUGACGAUUGUCCCUGAGGACAGUGGAGAGCUUUGAGGACAGUAAGGACGAGGACAGCUCCUGGUGACAUUAACGGAGACUGCAUGCCUGACACCUGUGCAAGGUGAGGCUAGCGAACCAACAGAGAUGGAUGUGUUUGGCGGUGCGCCCCGCUUCCUGGCCUACCCCCGCCCUGUGGUCGUUCAGAGCGGCACCGACGCCGCCCUAAAAUGCCAGAUCGGAGGGGACCCCCGGCCGGCCGUCAUCUGGGAACGGAACAACGAGCAGAUCCACCCCCAGGGCCGGUACCGCCUGUUUGAGGACGGAAACGUCUAUAAUCUCAUCAUCUCUGGGGUGACCUCGGAGGACAGCGGCCAGUACAUCUGCAAGGCCAAGAACAGCAUCGGGGAGACGUAUGCGGCGGCGACGCUGAAGGUGGAGGGAGAGGCACAGGAGCAGGAGCUGCGGGAGGAGAACAAGCCGCGCUUCCUCAUCAAGCCCCUCUCCACCCGCGUGGGCCGCGGCGAGGAUGCCGUCUUCUCCUGCAAACUGUGGGGAAAGCCCCUGCCCGAGGUGGUCUGGGAGAAGGACGGCAAGAGACUCAACGAAAUCUUCGAGAGCACGCACUUCAGCGUGGGCUACCAGGACGGGGGCUGGUUUCAGCUGAAGAUCUUCAAGACCCGAGCGCCCGACGGCGGGGUGUACACCUGCAAGGCCAAGAACGAGUUUGGGGAGGGGCUGGCGGGGGCCGUGCUGCUCGUCGACGCCGGGCCGGGCCACGAGGAGGAGAGCACUCGGAACGGGUACGCCAACGGCCACUGGAAACCUCAACAGGGAAAACAGAGAGGGGGGCGGCAGGUAGCCAUGCGGCAGAGGGAGGAUCCCCUCCCCAACUCCGCCAAAGUGAAAAUGUUUGCCGUGACCGAGGGCAAACACGCCAAGUUCCGCUGCUACGUGACGGGAAAGCCUAAACCAGAGAUAAUCUGGAGGAAAGACGGCAGGGUGAUCAUGUCUGGGAGGCGUUACCUGCUAUAUGAAGACCGAGAGGGUUACUUCACACUCAAAGUACUCUACUGCAAGCAACAGGACAAUGGAGUUUAUGUUUGCGCAGCAUCCAACACGGCGGGACAGACGCUCAGCGCUGUUCACCUCUCUGUCAAAGAGCCACUAGUACGCUUUAAGCAGCCUCUUAGUGACCUGGAAGUGUUUGAGAGGGACCUGGCCAUCCUGGAGUGUGAGGUCCCAGAGGACUCUGUCCCCAUCACAUGGUACUUGGAGGACCGCAGGUUACAGCCAGGAGCCAAGUACGGGAUGGAGGAGUGGGGGACAAAACGACGCCUCACUAUUCGUGACAUCGGAGCGGAUGAUGACGGUAUCUACCUGUGCGAGAUGGCAGACGGUGGGAGGAGCAUCGCAGAGGUGGCUGUCAAAGGUACAAUAGUACGCAAGCUUCCACGUAAGGUAGACGUCCUCGAGGGGGAAAAUGCCGCCUUUUGUGUGGAGGUAGAGGAGGAAGAAAUGGAAAUACACUGGUAUAAAGAUGGGAUUGAGCUGCGAGAGACCCACCAGACAAUCAUAAAAUCCUUCGGAAAAACUCACAUUCUUGUCUUUGUCAACACCUCACCCCAAGACUCUGGCAAGGUGACCUUCAUUGUGGGCAGAUCCAAGACUUCCUCUCAGCUCAGGGUCAAAGCGGCUAGGCAUAGCCCACCCAGUUGUCCGGUUGGUGUGCAGAUUAACACUGAACGGACCAACGCUGUCCUCCUCUCCUGGGUCCCAGCACACGACUCGCGUAAGAACCCUCCUUCGGGAUACGUGCUGGAGAGGCAGGAGGUGGGCUCCCAGGAGUGGCUGCAGUGCCUCACCACAGAUUCGGCCACCUCAGUGGAGAUUCUGGGGGACAGUGUGCCCUGUGAAGCCGACUAUCGAUUCCGCAUAUGCAGCGUCAACAAGUACGGCAGGAGUGGCCAUGUGGAGUUCCCCAGGGCAGCCCAUCUGGUCCCAGUGGCAAAAAUACAAACUCCGCUGCAAGACGCUCUGGUGCCAGAGGGCCAGGACGCCACCUUCUCCAUUGAGCUCUCGGCCUCUGUGAUCGGGACGUGGUUUCUGAACGGCAAACAGCUUCAGGAGGACGACCGCUUCACCAUGCGCCGUUCCCGCACGCACCACUCCCUGCGCAUCCGGGGAGUGCGGGACACGGACAACGGGGCCGAGAUCACCUUUAUCGCCUGCGGAGUUCGAGAUUCGGCUGCACUAUACAUUCAAGCUCCUCUGGUGAAGUUCACACCCCUUUCGGAGAUGGACAGGAAUAAAUUUGUUGAAGUCGGCAACCCCAUCGUCCUGUACUGUGAGCUGUCUGACCCAGCAGUGCCAGUACACUGGUACAAGAAUGGGGUGGAGCUCCACACAGUGGAAGGCCUUAAUAUCCAAUCAGAGGGCAACAUGAGGAGGAUCGUCAUCCAAUCAGCCGAGUUUUCCCACUCUGGAGUGUACAGCUGUGAUGCCAUUGAUGAUGUGAUUAGAUUUAAUGUGGAAGUUGAAGCUCCACCAGUGAGGUUCACAGCCCUUCCAGAGGUAGAGAAGAGCAAGUCCAUUGAAGCAGGCUGCCCCAUUGUACUGCACUGUGAGAUCUCAGACCCCAAUGCCCAGGUCAGCUGGUACAAGGACGGGACAAAGCUUUUCCCACAAACUGGAAUAGAGAUCCAAUCAGAAGGCAGCGGAAGGACACUGGUUGUCCCAUCAGCAGAGUUUUUCCACUCUGGGGUAUACAGCUGCAAGACAAAGGGUGAUGCUAUCCAGUUCAAAGUGGACAUCAAAGCUCCACCAGUGCGGUUCACAGCCCUUCCAGAGGUAGAGAAGAGCAAGUCCAUUGAAGCAGGCUGCCCCAUUGUACUGCACUGUGAGAUCUCAGACCCCAAUGCCCAGGUGUGCUGGCACAAAGAAGGGAUACAGCUCCUCCCACAAACUGGAAUAGACAUCCAAUCAGACGGCAUCAUGAAGACUCUGAUUGUCAAAUCAGCAAAGCUCUCUGAUGCUGGAGUUUACUGUUGCACAACAACUGAUGACACCAUCCAGUUUAAUGUUGAAGUGAAAGCUCCACCAGUGAGGUUCACAGCGCUUCCAGAGGUAGAGAAGAGCAAGUCCAUUGAAGCAGGCUGCCCCAUUGUACUGCACUGUGAGAUCUCAGACCCCAAUGCCCAGGUCAGCUGGUACAAGGACGGAAUACAACUUUACCCAGAGACUGGAUUAGACAUCCAAUCAGAGGGUGUAAGAAGGACACUGUUCAUCCAAUCAGCUGAGUUAUCCCACGCAGGAGUAUACAGCUGUAAGACAACAAAUGAUGCCAUCCAGUUUAAAGUGGACAUCAAAGCUGAGCUGUCCCACUCUGGGCUGUACAGUUGUGAGGUAUCUGAUGACACUAUCCAGAGCAACGUGGAUGUCAAAGCUCCAUCACUGAGGUUCUCAGAGGGAGAGAAGAACACAGCCACUGAAGAGGUCUUCCCCGUUGCACUGAGCUCCGAGCUCUCUGACACCACCGCCAAGGUCACCUGCUACAAGGAUGGAAUAAAGUCCCUCCCACAAACUGGACCAUACAUCCAAUCAGAAGGCACCACGAGGAGACUGCCUGUCCAAUCAGCAGAGCCCCCUCAAUUGAGACAGUACAUCUGUGGUGCAGAUGAAGAUGCAAUAGCAUUUAAGGUGGAUGUUGAAGCUCCAUCGGAGAACUUCACUCUACUUCCCGAAGGUGACAAGGACAAAUUCAUUGAAGCAGGCUGCCCUGCUGUAGAGCCCUGUGAGCUGUCUGACCCCACUGCCGGGGUCAGCUGGCACAAGAAUGGAACAAAGCUUCCACAAAAUGGAAUAGAGAUCCAACCAGAAGGCACCACAAGGAGGCUCGCUCUCCAACCAGCAAAUCUGUCUCGCGCAGGGUUGUAUAGUUGUGAGACAAUGGAAGAUGCUAAGCAGUUUCAUGCGGAUGUCAAAGCUCCACCAGCGAGGUUCUCACCACUCCCUGAAGUUGAGAAGAAGCGGUCCACUGAAGCAGGCUGCCCCAUUGUACUGCCCUGUGAGACCUCAGAGUCUACUGCCCAGGUCUGCUGGUACAAGGACGGGAUAGAGAUCCUCCCACAGACUAGCACAGACAUCCAAUCAGACGGCAUCAAAGGGUCACUAGAUGUCCAGCAGGCAGAGCUCUCUGACUCUGAAGUACACAGUGUUGAGACAAAGGAUGAUGACACCCAGUUUAAUGUGGACACUGAAGCUCCAUCAGUGCGGUUCAAAGAGCUUCCUGAAGAUGAGAGGAACAAGUCCAUUGAAGCAGGCUGCCCCAUUGUACUGCACUGUGAGAUCACAGACCCCAAUGCCCAGGUCAGCUGGUACAAGGACGGGAUAGAGAUCGUUCCACAAACUGGAACAGAGAUCCAAUCAGAUGGCCAUGUGAGGGGACUGGUUGUCCAAUCAGCAGAGCUUUCACACUCUGGUGUAUACAGCUGCAGCAUUGCUGAUGAAGUCCUUAUGUUCAAGGUGGAUGUUCAAGAUUACACCCCCCCAGCUUCACCAGUGAGGUUCAGAGCAGUCCCUGCAAUUGAGAGGAACAAGUCCAUUGAAGCAGGCUGCCCCAUUGUACUGCACUGUGAGAUCUCAGACCCCACUGCCCAGGUCUGCUGGUACAAGGACGGGAUAGAGAUCCUUCCACAGUUUGGAAUAGAGAUCCAAUCCGAGGGCACCACGCGGACGCUGACCAUCGAAUCCGCUGAGCUCUCUCACUCAGGGGUGUACAGCUGUGAUGCUGUAGAUGAUGUCAUAGCAUUCAAGGUGGCUGUUAAAGCUCCACCAGUGAGGUUCACAGCGCUUCCAGAGGUAGAGAAGAACAAGUCCAUUGAAGCAGGCUGCCCCAUUGUACUGCACUGUGAGAUCUCAGACCCCACUGGCCAGGUCUGCUGGUACAAGGAUGGGAUACAGCUCCUCCCACAAACUGGAAUAGAGAUCCAAUCAGAAGGCACCAUGAGGACACUGGUUAUCAAGUCAUCUGAGUAUUCCAGCUCUGGGGUGUACAGUUGUAAAACAGCUGAUGAUUUCAUCGAAAUUUAUGUGGAAGUUAAAGCACCUCCUGUGACAUUUGCCGAAAUCCCAGAGGAGGAGGUCCACAAAAGCGUUGUGGAGCUGGACCCGCUUGUUCUCCGCUGUGAAGUGUCCAGGCCUGACGCCACAGCCCUGUGGUAUAAGGAUGGAGUUGAGAUGCAGCCGAGCAGCAACAUCACCAUACAGGCCGACAGCUCUACGAGGAGGCUCAUUAUCCGAUCCACCCAGCUGUCAGACUCCGGGACAUACACAUGCCGUGCGGGUGACAGCGCCUUGAUGUUCAAGGUUAACGUACGCGAGCCUCCAGUGAUGAUUGUCUAUCCCAAGGAGGACGUUCACCUCGAUCGGCAUGUCUCUGAGGAAAUAGUGCUGAGCUGUGAGCUUUCACGGACAAAUGGUACAGUGCAUUGGUACAAGGAUGGGCAAAAGCUGCAAGAAAGCCAGAACAUCAAACUGAAAUCAGAGGGCCCAUACAGAAGGCUGAAGAUUCUCCAUGGUGGUAUUGAAGAUUCCGGUGAAUAUGUCUGUGAUACAGCUGACGAUUCAAUAUUCUUCCAGCUCAACAUAACAGAACCACCUGUGCGCAUAGUGUCUCCCAGCCAGUCCCAAAUGGAGCUCUGCCAACAGACGUCAGAACGAAUGGUACUGAGCUGCGAGAUCUCCAGGCCCAAUGCCACAGUGCGCUGGUACCGUGACGGACUUGAGGUAGAGGAGAAUGACAAUCUGAUCCUGGAAGUGGACGGAGUCUACAGGAGACUUAUUAUCCCAGAGACCACUGUCCAAGAUUCUGCUGAAUAUGUCUGCGACACUGCCGAUGACUCUGUAACUUUCUUUGUGAAUAUCGCAGAACCCCCGGUGAGGUUUGUGCGUCCGAGAAAGAUGGCUAGCUCUGUGGAGAGUUUUGUUGGGGGCCCUGUAGUGCUUGAGUGCGAGGUUUCACGCUCAAACGCGGAGGUGAGCUGGAAGAAGGACAGCGAGGAGAUGGAAGAGAGCAGCAACGUCACCAUCAUUGAGGAGGGCAUCUUUCGCCAGUUAACCAUACACUCAUGCACACUCGAGGAUUCUGGCCAAUACAUCUGUGACGCCAAGGAUGAUGUAAUGGACUUUCAUGUCAAAGUCACUGAACCUCCAGUCAAAAUCCUGAGGAAAAAAGAACUCAAGACAGAGCAGCAGUUCCUGGCAUCUGAUGAUAUUAUCUUGGAGUGUGAGCUCUCCAGGGAGAAUGGGAUCGUUCAGUGGCGCAAAGACAGCCAGAAAAUUGUAGAAGGCGAACACAUCUGCAUCGAGGAGGAAGGAGCUUUCCGUUCUUUGGUCAUCCUCAAUGCUGAUCUCACAGAUGCUGGAGAAUACGUGUGUGAUGCCAAAGACGACAACAUUGUCUUUCAUGUAACAGUCCAAGAGCCUCCGGUGACUAUCAUAGGCAAUUCUGAGAGCCCAGAAAACCACAGUCUACUAGUGGGGGAUGACCUGAUUUUGGCCUGUGAAUUGUCCCGGCCAAAUGCCACAGUGGAGUGGUACUGCAAUGGGAAGCCGCUGAGUUCAGAUCCUCGAGCCCAUAUUGACAGCUACGGCACAGUUAGGAAGCUUAUCCUGAAAGGACUUCAGUCCUCAGACUCAGGGACGUACAUAUGCGACGCCAUUGAUGACAAAAUGAUCACCAUGGUGAAAGUUCAAGAGCCUGCAGUCAAGUUUGUGAAUAAACAGGAGGUAAACCUGAUCACUGGCUACGAAAAGGAAAGCGUGACACUGUCUGUCACCGUUUCCCGGGAGAACGCAACGGUGCGGUGGAUGAAAGAUUGGAUAGAGCUCACCGGUGAACGAUUCCACACCAGAGUGGAGGGGAAUACCCACUUUUUCACCAUCGACCCACUGCAGAGGUCAGACAGUGGAGAGUACACCUGUGAUGCCAACACUGAUGAGAUGCACUUCAGCCUCUUGGUUAAAGAAAUGAGGGUGAAAUUUGUGAGGCCGUUGGAGGACACGGUGGCCCACAAGGACAGCAUGGUCACCCUGCGCUGUGAGCUCUGCAGGGCCAAGGGAGACGUGCUGUGGCUGAAGGACGGUGUGGAGAUCUCUCCCGGCCGCCGGAUAGCUAUCAGAGCUGACGGCCCAGAACGCAGCCUCACCAUCCACCGCUUAACGCCAGAGGACGCCGGCGAGUACGCCUGCGAAUCCAAAGAUGACAGGACAAGCGCCGUACUCAGAGUGGAAAUGCCGCGUAUUGUGGAGUUCAUUGCAGAGCUCCACAACACCACUGUGCUUGAAGGUGAAGACGCCACUUUCAAGUGCGUGGUGUCUCCAGAAGACGUGCAGCUGGUCUGGAAAAUGGAUGGAGAGCACAUCUUUCCCAGUGAGAAGUUCAGGAUGUCCAGUAACGGCCUGUGCCACAUGCUCCACAUCCUCAACUGUAACGUCACGGACACCUCCAAGGUGACCGCGGAGGCAGAGGGGGUGGUGUCCAAAGCCAACCUCCAGGUGCAAGAGGCACAGGUACUGUUCACCAAGAAGAUGGAGUCAGUGGUGUCAGAGGAGUAUGGGGAGGCCACUCUGGAGGUGGAGGUGAGCCCGGAGUCUGGCGAGGUGCAGUGGAUGAGGCAGGGCGUGGUCAUCCAGCCGGGCCCAAAGUUCACCCUGAAGCAGAACGGCAGGAAGCGUAGCCUCACUGUGCACAACCUCACCCUCUCCGACCGGGGCACCUACCGCUGCGAAACGCUGCACGACCGAACCCAGGGCAAGCUCAGCGUGGAACCGAGGAAAAUCACGAUACGCAGAGGACUGAACCCGAUCGACACGUUUGAACGCGACACAGCGUCCUUCGAGGUGGAGCUGUCGCACAGCAACGUGGAGGGAGUCUGGCAGAAGGAUGGAAUACGCAUCAAACCCAACAACCACUGGCGCACCAGCGCCAACGGCUGCGUGCACAGCCUCACCCUCUCCAACCUCACCCUCGAGGACACCAGCACCAUCACCUUCUCCGCCGAGAGCGUGAAAACGUCUGCCAGGCUCACGGUCAGAGAGACUCCAGUGACAAUCCUGAAGAAGCUGGAGGACCUGUAUAUCCCAGAAGGCACGACAGCAUCUAUUGAAUGUGAGCUGUCGAGACAGAACGUAGAUGUAAAGUGGCUAAAGAACGGGGUUGAGAUGAAGCCAAGCAAGAACCACCGCAUCUACUCCAUGGGGAGAAAGCGCUUCGUCCAGAUCCUGAAGUGUGACCUCAGUGAUUCCGGAAUCUACACGUGUGAUGCAGGGGACAUAAACACAUACUGCUCUCUGGAGGUCUCCGAGCGGGAGGUGGAGAUUGUGCAGGGGCUGGAGGACCUGGACAUCCAGGAGGAUCAGAACGCUGUGUUCAUGUGCGAAGUGUCCCUGGAGGAUGUGCCCGGAGAGUGGUUCAAGAAUGGGGACAAAAUACGGCCUACCAGCACCAUCAAAAUCCGGCAGGAAGGAACAAAGCACUUCCUUCUGAUGUGCAACGUGAGGGCGGAGGACUCAGGAGAAAUCAAGUUUGUGGCCAAACAGGCUGAAUCCACAGCUUACCUGGAAGUGGAAGAGCUCCCCGUGUCCAUAGUGAAGCCGCUGAGGGAUAAGACGGCCCUGGAGAAGCACCGCGUCAUCAUGGAGUGCACUGUGUCCAACCCCAGGUGCAGCAUCCGCUGGUACAAAGGCAGCAACGUCAUCCUGCCCUCCGAGCGCUUCGAGAUCUGCAGCGAGGGCUGCAACCGCAAGCUGGUCAUCCAGCAGGUGGCGCUGGAGGACGAGGGCACCUACAGCGUGCAGGUUGGAGAGCACACAUCAUCGGCCAGGCUAAUGGUAGAAGCCCAGCUGCUGCAGAUGGUGCGGGAGCUGGUGGACGUGGAGGUGACCGAGCCUGAGGAGGCCUGCUUCGAGUGCGAGGUGUCCGUGCCCGUCAGCAAGGCCCCUGGCUGGAGUCUCAAUGGAGAGACCCUGCAGCCCGGGCCCGACGUCCGAGUGGAAAACCUGGGCAGGGUCCACAGGCUCACCCUUAGAAACACCUCCGUGGACAUGAGCGGCAUUGUCAAAUUUACCAGCGGAAAGGCCAAGAGCAGCGCUAGACUCAAUGUGACAAGUAACUAGAACUAAGAGGAUAAUGGCCUUGGAACCACCUGGAUGCUGCCAACAUUACCUUGGGAAAAAGUGAUGAUGGCACUAAUGUUUAUUGUUUAUAUGAUAGAAGGAGGGAAGAGUGAAUUUCCUUUUGGCAUAUUAAAAAGAGGCUUGAGCAGGAACAUGAAGGAACAUAGGAAAAUGACUAAAUGACAAAGCUUCAUAGCAUUAUGUCUUUAUAGCAUUAUCAUGCUGAUUUGAAAGGUGAGAAAAACCUAAGAAAUGAUAUUGUAUUAAUGAAGAAACUGCAUAUGGCUCUUUGGGAAUAUGGGAACUGCUGAUUUCCGAAGUAAAGAAAAGAUUAAAUUUUGAUUCUUUAGAAACACACCAUACAAAGUUCUCACUGUAUAUAGGACCACAUCCCACAUUCACUGCUGAAGGCCGAGGUGAAUAAAAGAGAGCUACUGUAGGAGAAUCUCAACUGAAUAACCAGCUGGCACAAUCAAAUCUACACAAAACUGGGGGGAUGAGGGGAUGGAAAGAAAGAAAUAUAAGAAAUAAUGUACAGGGAUCCAUAUUCUCUCAGAUUAUAGUUGUGGAAUGUAACUGCGAUGCAAAAAAAAAAAAAAAAACAGUGGAAUAUAGUUGCCUACAGCAAAUAUUGAGGUCAGCUGGAAUGUUCAGAUUUCUGUGAAGCACUGUUCUGUAUUUUUAUAGUCAAGGCAUGAUUUUUUGCAGUUCCCAAAUCAUGUCCUUGGACCACUGCAGCUCACCUUCCAUAAAAGAAAGUCUAUUCUCUAUAAAUAAUUUGAUGCUAAUGAAUAAUUCCGUGCUCAAAUGUCUCAAUAAGUGUAUACACCUAGAAGAGCAAAUGACAGUCUUCAAUGCAUUACUCAUCCUCAGCUGGAGUAAAAACUUUCAUAUGCCAUGUCUUUCAUCAUUUAUUGUAUAUUGUUCAUUAUUUAUCCUUGUAUAGACUUCAUUUUUUAACAUUUUGAUUUCUGUUGUGGGAUGCAGGAAUUCAGGGGUACCGAGAACAAAGGGUUCUUACUAGUUUGAGGCUUGUAAUGUUAACAGGGCCAAAAUGGGUGACCUUAUCAAAGACUGCAAACGGAGGGUUUAGAAAAGUGAACUGAUAUUACACAAUAUAAAAUUUGUUAACUAACCUACGUGAUUAGCGCUGAGUAAUUGAGGCGCAUUUCAAAGUUUAAUUGCUGUUAACUUUACACUGUCUUGUAUUUUACCAGAGAAAAAGAAGUUUUCUAUGUGAGGAAAAUAUUCCAUAUUUAUUUUCUUUUAGACUAGAUUGAAUUUUAUCCCACCGUCACUCUACACACGCUCAUCUUUCAUGAAUUUAGUGGUUAGUGCUGGCUCCUUUUGUUCUUCAGGAAAUGUGAACUUUCAAUAAAACAGGCCUGAGAGAAACAGAAUGCCCAUCACUGUGUUGUGUUCUUGAGUCUGAAAAUAUGCCCGAAGGGACGAAUUUUCACUUACAUUUAGCACACAAUAACUCAGCUGCGCAUAAUUUAGGCUACAGCACACUGUCAUGCUAACGGUGGAUUCCAAUUAAUCAUUAGAGUUGAAAAACACUUCCACAAACUAGGUUACAAUGGUUUUAAUUUAAACUCAAUGUUCCCAGAUUACAAGUAUAUCAUAUAUUAAUGCCAAUUUGCUCAUUUUAUUACUGUGCAGUUACCAAACAUAUACAUAUAAGUGUAUAUAUGUAUAUA